ACCAUACCACUUCACAGCUUCUGUGAAGUGUGUUUCUAUUUGUAUUUCCUUUUAAAAUAUAUUUUUUUUUAUUUGUUGUCGCCUCAAGCGGGUGUUGAGGAUUAAAAAUGUCGGACAUAGUUGAAAAUUUCAAGGUGCUCUUCGACCGCCCAAAUGAACCUAUGGUUUCGCCAAAGGGUAACGAAAAUGUACUGUUUCAACUUACUGAACAGUUCUUGGGCGAUGACUACAAAACCAAUGGCAUCGAGAUCAACAAUCGCUUCGGAGAAAAGGCCAACCGCGUGGUUCCACUCAAGAGUCUGCAGAGGGUCCCCGCAUUCACAAAGGCUAGAAAACUGCCAGCCGAUGCUGAAUUUUCAGUGUUCCUUCCCGCUCACCAAGAAAUGGCUGACGAAGUUAUCGAUGAACUUCUAGCUGUACCAGAGAAUCAGCUGCAGGAUCUGCUGUCAACGUGCGUGUUCGCCCGGGUCAACCUAAACCCUCAGCUGUUCAACUACUGCUACUCCGUUGCUUUGAUGCACAGAAAUGAUACUAGUAAUAUUCCAAUCCAAAACUUCGCCGAAACUUUUCCAUCCAAAUUCGUGGAUUCCAAAGUUUUUGCUAAAGCUCGCGAAUCCGCGGCCGUUGCCGAUAAGGGAGCUCCGCGUAUCCCGAUCAUCAUUCCAAGAGACUACACCGCCACGGACUUGGACAUUGAACACCGACUGGCAUACUGGCGUGAGGACAUUGGCAUCAACCUUCACCACUGGCAUUGGCAUUUGGUGUAUCCGUUCUCGUCCACCCAAAGACGAAUCGUCGCUAAAGAUCGCCGCGGUGAACUGUUCUUCUAUAUGCACCAGCAAAUAAUUGCCAGGUACAACGGAGAACGUUUACUAAACAGCUUAGCGAGAGUGAAGAAGUUUAACAACUUCACCGACCCAAUCCCUGAAGCGUACUUCCCUAAGCUGGACAGUUUGACGACAUCGCGCGGUUGGCCGCCGCGGCAGGCCAACAUGCGGUGGUCGGACCUCAACCGACCAGUGGACGGACUCGUCGUGUCCAUCGACGAUAUGAACCGUUGGAGGAGAAACAUUGAGGAGGCCAUCUCUACUGGAUUGGUCAGAAUGGCUGACGGCUCGACUCAAACUCUGGACAUCGACACCCUGGGCAACAUUGUGGAGUCCAGCAUUCUGUCUCCGAACCGCGACUUCUACGGCUCCCUCCACAAUAACGGACACAGUUUCGCUGGCUACAUGCAUGAUCCAAACAUGCAAUAUCUGGAAUCCUUCCAAGUAAUGGCUGACGAGUCAACUAACAUGCGUGAUCCUUUCUUCUACUGCUGGCACGCCUUUGUCGACGACCUUUUCCAGAGAUUCCAGGAAUCUGGCAACGUUCGGCCUUACUCACGAUCUGAGUUAGAGAACCCAGGCGUUCAAAUCACGUCAGCUAGGAUCGAAAGCAGCACGGGCGAAAUGAACACCAUCAACACGUUCUGGAUGCAGAGCGACGUGGAUCUGUCGCGGGGGCUUGACUUCUCCGACCGCGGCGCCGUGUACGCGCGCUUCACCCAUCUCAACCAUCGCCCCUACCAAUAUGUGAUCGAGGCCAACAACACAGGCAACGCAAACCGCACAACUGUCCGUAUAUUCAUUUGCCCGAAGUUCGACGAACGUAACCUGCCGUGGAUCCUCAACGACCAGCGCAAGAUGUUCAUAGAGAUGGACAGAUUCGUUGUGCCAUUGAACGCUGGACAAAACAGAAUCGUCCGUCAGUCGUCGCAGUCAUCGCUGACCAUCCCGUUCGAGCAAACAUUCCGCGACCUGAGAGCGCAGGGUAGUGACGCGCGUAACCCCGCGCUCGCCAGCUUCAACUUCUGCGGCUGCGGCUGGCCGCAACACAUGCUGACGCCAAGGGGAACGGAGCCCGGCGCGCCCUACGACCUCUUCGUCAUGCUCUCCAACUACGAACUUGAUGCCAUAAACAACCCCGAAGGUCAACAGUUGUCCUGUGUAGAAGCAUCCAGCUUCUGCGGUCUAAAGGACCGGCUAUACCCCGAUAGACGCAACAUGGGAUAUCCAUUCGACCGGCCUUCCACCUCCGCUGCCAACAUCCAGGACUUCGCCACCCUACCCAACAUGUCCCUCACCGACAUUACCAUCCGUCUACAAAACGUCACUGAACAAAACCCUAGGAACCCUACGAACUAAAGUUUCCGCCUGCUUACAAACGACCUUGUGACCGCCAUUUAAAUUGAAUAAGUCACGGACGUAUGUUUAACUAGAUAAAAUAGCCGUUCAAUCAAACUAGCCAGAAAUAGCAAUAGUUAAUUUAAUCCUCUAUAGCUCCACGAUAAAGAGGCUGGAAUUAAAUUCCGAGAGGACAUGAGUUUUCCGAAUAAUAAAAAUGGUGAAAGAUGAAAAAAAUAAGCACAAAUAUUCUUGUGUGUUAUUAUUUUCUUUUUUAAAUAAUAACGCGGCUAUUAGGUAACCGCCAAAAUUAAUAUUUUAGGUUUGAAUCGAUGAUGAGGUUUUUUUAUACCUACUAACUACGCCGUAGUCUGACGAUCUUGAUCUUUUGGAUUAGUAUCACAGCUGUCGUACGUACCAAACAAUAUUGACGGAUGGUGUAUUAGGGAGAUGUCUCAUAAGUGCGUUGCGUUGCGUCGCCGCAACAGACCAGCACAUUGUAUGUCACACCUGCGCUGCGUCGCGAUUACUUGUACCGAAUCGUUAAUCUAUGGUCGCGAUGAUAUACGACGUCGCUGUGCAAGAGUUAGACGAACGCACCCAGUCACUCUCAAGAAACAAUCGAAACAAAUGAAACACUCCAUCGUAAUUCGUAGCAAUGGAGCUCUAUCCCUACAACUAAGACAAAGGACGCGCAUGUCUGUCUGUUCGCGAUAAACUCAAACAAUACUGAACGCAACUGAACGGAUUUUUGACUAUCUACAGGAAAAUUUAAAAAUGGCGGCCGGUCGUAGAAAAUUAAUCUUCGAAUCGAAUAGGUAUAAUAAAGAAUUACUAUAGACUGCAAAUUGAAAUUGAAAUGCUCAUGGUUAUGUAGGUAUUUAGAUAUAUGUAUAACUGAUGUAAAUAAACGUAUGUAAAUAGCUAUAAUGUAAGUGACCCCAAUAAAAUAUUUUGCACCA
This is a messenger RNA of Bicyclus anynana (squinting bush brown), 3127 nucleotides long. RefSeq names its product phenoloxidase 1. NCBI's taxonomy places the organism in Eukaryota, Metazoa, Arthropoda, Insecta, Lepidoptera, Nymphalidae. The coding region runs from base 108 to 2186 and encodes 692 amino acids. Gene Ontology annotation, molecular function: oxidoreductase activity. The transcript is spliced from 12 exons. The record is from RefSeq and is a predicted model, not a curated record.